AUGUUGUCGUCUAAACGCCGAUCUUCGCGCCCUAGUGAUCCUUCUUCGGCUUCCCAGCAACGAAAAAGUGAUAUUCCCAUCCCAUCGUCUUCAUCCGCAACAAUCACCUCCUCGUCCUCGUCGCUGGCGACUCGCUCACCCCCACCGACAACGACGACCCUCCCCCAGGCGCACAUGCCCCCGCCUCCCGACCUACAGAUCAGCACAUCAAAUUCAUCAAAGGCAACGAUGAGCGACCCAAGCGAGCCCGCUGAGCGCAUCGCGCGCCCGACCUUUGAACCUGCUUGGAACGACGCCAGCCUCUACAAGGAGCUUUCCUCGUUCCAGUUUGGUGCCCCAGCGGUGCCAUCGUCGUCCUCGCCGCCCCCUUCACCCCCUACGGCAUCCAAGUCCACGCGCCCCGUCAAUUACGAUGACGACGAACUCGUGUCCCCUUUCACAGCGAAUGAUGUCACACCACGCCCUUCUGUGGCUUCUGCAGCUCCUCCAAAUCAAAGACACUCAUCUGUCCAGAACCAUUCUUACGGCGACGCGCCGUUGUACAAAACUAGCAGUCAUCCGUCGCAAACGUCGCCACCGCAUCGACACCGUUCCCGAUCACCCACACAGCGGAUACCAUCGCGCCCAGGACCUGUGUCGCCGUCUUCAUCAGCUUCAGCCUCUGUUUCUUCCCUCACCAGUGGUUCACCGGACGAAGAUCUCAACUCAUCGAGGAGUGCAGUCAAUCACGAUCGCGAUAUCGAGUUUAGUAGUGAAGAAGAGUACGAGUACGAUGAAGACGACGGGUACCACGAGAUUGAGGUGAGCUCAGCUUACUGGGAAGAUGGACAUGGGGAUCGUCCGGAUUCUUUCUACUACUUUGGUGGAGGUGGUAGUGCAGUGGGCAUGGGUUCAGGACUCAUCGCAGCGGACACGGGACGCCGGGGGAGUGUACCAAUGGCGAUACCUGGUACGUCCGACGCACCUGUGGCCGGGUCUAGUGCAGUAGGCGGACCGGCUAGUCGUGAUAGGGAAGGCAGUAUAGCAACUCUCCGACGGCCAAGUCGGAGUCUCGAGGAUCAGUUGAGAGGGUUUAGCUUCGGCGCCCCAGGUCGUGGAAGUAAUCAACCCGGCGCUAUUCCGCAAAGUGACCCUCUGACACGGGGUGAGUGGUCUGCGAUGGAGUCACGGCAAGAGCAGAUGCAGAGAAGUAGAGGAGGACCACUGGACACCACUGACGUGGCGACACCGACGCUGGCCUCAUCCUCGCAUGGAACUUCAAGUUCUAGCGCUACCGUGGCUGCUACUGGCGAUAUCACGAGUCUCGGCUUCGAUCUUGACUGGAGCAAUCUACGAGGCGGUAUCACUUCCCUCGAUGAUAGUGAUAUCGCCGGGCUAGUCGAUCCUAAGACCACAAUAGCGGCAGCGCGGCGACCUUCAGGCGGUCUUAUCCUUUCCUCGAUGUCCACCGGUAACACUUCACCGGGCCCUGGGAGUGCGGGUGCUGGUGGUCGUACUCGGAUGGGCUCGUGGUUCAGCAUGCUUUCCGGGCGACGGCAAAGUGAAGCCACUGUCUCAGACGACACUUUCCUGAGGAAUGUGCGCCAUUGGGAUUACACAUUUGGAUCGCGAAGACGAGAUUGGAGCUUUAGAAGGGAGAGGGGAUCUGUGAGUGGACCGUCUGGCGGUCAAGAGAGGACGGGUACCGGAAUAGGCGUGGAGAGGACGGAAAGUGCUACUAGUGGCGUUUUCGGAAGUAGUCAGAAGGUGAAUGUGGCUCACGAUCGAGGAAGUGGGGAGAAGGAUCGUGAUCGUGAUAAAGAAAGGGAGAGGGAUAGACGAAAAGCGCCAAAGGGCAUGGCGGUUGGAACGUCAGAGAUCUGGAGUAAUGAACUUGUGGGGCGCUUCAAGGUCGACCGCAGAGCUGCUAGGCGUGAGUUGAUCAUCCUCGUCUUUGUCCAUUGGUGUGAUUCUGAAUUCCCGUUUCACUUUCCUUUAGCAUUGGACUCUUCUAAACCACCACAGCAGCGAUUAAACUUCAUACAUUUCCAGGGAGCCUCCUCCCAGGUGCGGACUCUUCGGCCUGGUCCUCCAGUCACGGUACAUAAACACUCGAAAGCCAUUGCAUUCUCAAUUAGCCGACAACACGCAAAGCCAAGAGCACGCCCUCGCGAUGGUCCACAUCCUGGUCAACGAGUUAUACCCAGGGAAACAACUGCACCGAAAUCCAGCAUGAUCAUGCUCGCUCCCAAGCGGGUUCAAGAACAGUAUACGAACACAACUACGACACGGAGGUUAGAUACUCAUGGGCUGCUGGAAGAUCAUGUUGUUAGCAUCCGACGCGAAAAAGAACGGCGCGAACUCGAGCUCGAGAGGCGUCGGAAGGCAGAGUUAGAGCGUCAGAGGAAAGAGACAAGUACUUCCGGCUCGACAUCUUCUACUCGGAGCGACCGUAGCGUAAAUAGCUUGAGCAACGCCCGGGAACUGUAUCCAACCCCUCCCCCCGCAUCGGCCCCGUCCCUUCAUACUUACCCACCAACACCCCCUAACGAGAUACGCAAGCACGCCUCCUCCAGAAGUCUCAGAUCAGCAGCAGUUGCGGAGUCCUCCGUCGCAAGCACGAGUUCUACAACUGUAGUCACGACUCGAUCAACUUCUCGCCGCGUCCUCCGAGAUCCUUACGAUUUUGAUGACCCAGAUGAAGACGACCUCCCUACCCGCACGCCUCAUGCCGAAACUUACGCCACCAUUGAUCCCGCUCAGGUCGAACAGUUACGACAAAUUCAAAGCCGCUUUGACUCCGAACCACCAUCUCGAUCCCUAUUACGAAGACUCCUUCCUUUUGCUACUAGUAAUCUCAGUGGUUCCCCUUUGUCCGCUUCCAUCGACGGGAGCUUCAAGGCUCCGUGGAUGACUAUGGCACCCCGAGCCAAACAGGAAGAACAUGAGCGCGUGGUAGCCAAUUUGAAUGAAUCUUUCAUUGACGUGGGCUUGCUUCCAUCGCGGCCUGUCCACAAGGCGAAGUCGGCAGCUAAUACCCAGAAGCAGAAGCAAUUGAAGCAACGCCAGCACGCCGGAUCCGGGAGUAACAUCUUUGAAAAUGUGCCGCCGGAGUCCCUGUAUAUGCUUCUACCCCUUUGGCCCGGUGAGACCGAUCCCGUCUCGGAAAAGCUGCCCAACGAACCCAGGAAACCGGAGAUACCCAUGGAAAGGCGAUUAUACUUGCUUGUGUAUUACGUGGCCGACGAAGUGAACCGGAAGGACCAUGAGUCCAAGUCCAAAGUAGACAAUGACUCUCGUGGCCAAAGAAAGCCUCGCUCGCCCACUUCCUCGGUCGACUCUCCUAGGCGUCCGGAUGAUCGAAGCAUUUUGUUGUCUGCAUUCCAUGUUAGCGCACGGCUCGUGGGAUACGAAGAAUUGCUUGGUUCUGGGAUGCGCGUGCCCGAAGAAGGAUUGAGCGUUACUGGACCGAUGUCCGAGGCUCUGAAGUCAAUUCCGUCUCGGUCAAUGAGGGACGAGAAUCAAGCAGAUUUCAUGAUAGGGAUGUGCCAAUCUCGCGACGCAGGCGUUGAAUUUAUCCAGGAAGGUUUGGUCAAGAUGGGGCUAUGCCUCGUCGUCUCGCCUGCGCCCCGCAACCCAGCUAUCCUUUUGGACGAAACAGAGGAGAUGGAGGAACCAGACGUCGUCCUGAGCCCGAUAGGUCGAGCGGUGGUUGAAAUGGCCUGGGUGGGAUGCAUGGCACUAACAAGCUUCGGGCCAACGGUAUGA
Pleurotus ostreatus (oyster mushroom) is the source of this 3747-nucleotide messenger RNA. RefSeq lists its product as uncharacterized. The coding region runs from base 1 to 3747 and encodes 1248 amino acids. The record is from RefSeq and is a predicted model, not a curated record. Lineage: Eukaryota; Fungi; Basidiomycota; Agaricomycetes; Agaricales; Pleurotaceae. The transcript has 2 exons.